This is a messenger RNA of Punica granatum (pomegranate), 1802 nucleotides long. NCBI's taxonomy places the organism in Eukaryota, Viridiplantae, Streptophyta, Magnoliopsida, Myrtales, Lythraceae. The record is from RefSeq and is a predicted model, not a curated record.
GAAAGGAAAAGGAAAAGGUCAAAGGGUGAGAGGGCCGUGCCAUGGAAAGGAAAUUAAAGUAUCCCAAAGACACAGGCAGAGGCUCAUCUCCUCUGUUUCAUGCGUGAUUGUGUGCUGUUCUUCUCUCUCUCUCUCUCUCUGUUAUUAGGAAGCGGCCAUUGACAGAAAGAAAUUCCCCUCUCCCGAGAAUCUCUCGGAGUGGAGCCAAAACCCCCCAACCCACCCCCUUUUGGGAAGGAAGUGCCCCUCACGAUCUCUCUCUCUCUCUCUCUCUGCUCUGUUUUUUUUUUUUUGGCUAUCAUUGGCUCAGAGUUUCGGAUCACCACAGGACUAUUUCCUCGUAUUCUGAACCCCUCUUCUCUCUCUACAUUUAUCUUCUUCUCUCUUUGGCCCCCUUUUGUUCGUUUCCUUGUUGAAGGGUUAUGCUUGUUGGGGCAUUCUUAAUUCUUUCCUGUUUACCUUUUUCUCGGAUUCUCCCUCUUUGACCCAAAGUCUCAACCUUUCUCGACCCAUUUUUAUUCAGUUUUCUUGGGCUCCUCCCACUUUUUGUUCUUUCCUCAUCGUCAAUUCAACAUUCAGAAACGGGGAUAAAUCUUAGUGGAGUAACUGUGGGGUUUUGAUUUCAUGUUUUUCUUGGCUGUCUCCUCCAUAGGGCUUGUGUCAAAUUGCAUUCUUUCUUGGGGGAUUGAUCGGUUGAGUUUGGGGUUUCUUGAGCUGUGAUUUCUCUGUCCUCCUGCCCCUGCCUUUUGAUGCCCUGUUGAUGUCUUUGGCCGUUGGAGUGGCUUCAAGUUCCAAAAGCAUGGGAUUUGAUGAGGAUAAGAAUGCCGCUGAGGUCUCCGAUAAGGGUCUGAAGACUCCACCAAAUGAGGAAGAGAAGGUUGAUGAUGGCCAUGACACUGAGGGGAAGAUCAUCAGAACCCCCAGCGAGAGCUCCAUUGGUGCCACUGAGGAUGAUGAAGAUGAGGACGAAGCCAAGAAGAUCGACCUCGGCCCUCAGGUCACUCUCAAGGAACAGUUUGAAAAGGAUAAGGAUGAUGAGAGCCUGAGGAAGUGGAAGGAGCAGCUUCUUGGAAGCGUGGACUUUGAAUCCAUUGGAGAGUCUCUGGAACCGGAAGUCAAGAUCUUGAGCCUAGCAAUCAAAUCCCCGGGCCGACCUGAUAUCCUUCUCUCAGUCCCUGAGAACGGGAAGCCAAAAGGCUCAUGGUUCACACUGAAGGAAGGCAGUCGGUACAGCCUAAAGUUUGCCUUCCAGGUCAGCAACAACAUCGUAUCCGGUCUCAAAUACACCAACACUGUCUGGAAAUCUGGCAUUAAAGUGGAGAACACGAAGGAGAUGCUUGGAACUUUCAGCCCACAAGCAGAGGCUUACACACACGAAAUGCCGGAGGAGACAACUCCAUCUGGCCUUUUUGCUAGAGGCUCAUACUCGGCCCGAACCAAGUUUGUUGAUGAUGACAACAAGUGCUACUUGGAGAUCAACUACAUGUUCGAUAUUCGGAAAGACUGGCAGUAGAUUGAUUUUCAGAUCCGAGAGGCAUCAGAAAGAAAUGAGAGGGAAAGGAGGAGAGGGCAUCUCCCUUCCAAGUAUUAUGACAUUCUGCUCUUGCUUGCCGUUCCACUCGAUACUGAUAUGUUUCCAUCGAACAGUGUAAUUUUGUUAUCUUCAAUCAGUGUUUGGGAUCUUCAUCUAAACAGCUAAGAUUGGAUAUCGGAAACUAAUGGGUACUGAGGAUAAUAAGUUGGGAUUAGAGAUGCUGAAUUUUUACACGUCCUUCGUUGAUACUGAGAGUAGUUCUUCCUUA